Molecule: messenger RNA, 1698 nt
Organism: Priapulus caudatus
Lineage: Eukaryota; Metazoa; Priapulida; Priapulimorpha; Priapulimorphida; Priapulidae
Product: glycine-rich cell wall structural protein 1.8-like
Exons: 5
Source: RefSeq, a predicted model, not a curated record
AUGCAGCUCUGCGCUCUCGUCGGCGGCCUCGGCAGAAUUAACGUGGGCGGAAGACGCGGAGGCGCUCUCGUCGGCGGCCUCGGCAGAAUUAACGUGGGCGGAAGACGCGGAGGCGCUCUCGUCGGCGGCCUCGGCAGAAUUAACCGGGGCGGAAGACGCGGUGGCUCUCUGGCUGGCUUCGGUGGUCUCGUCGGACAGGGAGGACGUCACGGUGUCGGCCAAGUCGCCGUCUCCGGCCGCUACACCUCCCUCGGGGGCAACAGGAUCGGACUCGGCAAUGCCAUCAGCUUCGAGGCCUCCGAUGAGUUCGUCGGAACCGGAGCUUUCAACUUCGAGGGCGCCCGCGAUCGCGCCGCCGCCCACGCCCCGUCCGGCACCGAGCCGAGAUCCGCUCCGGGGGUCGUCGGACAGAAGUACGGAGCUGGCUUCGCCCGUCAGUGGCACGCUGCCUCUGCGGACCGUGCUGCCUCCGGCAGCGGUACCGCCGCCUCGGCCCGCCAGGCCUCCCGCCGUGCCAACCAGGAGGCGCAGGCUCAGUUCCAGCAGGCCGCCACCGGCGCUGGAGCCGGAUCUGCCGGAGCCGCAUACGGAUACGCGAGGAACCUGCCCUACUCCGGCAUCCAGGCCGUCAACGUUGCCGCCCCACGCGUGCAGCUCGGACCUCUGACCGCCGUCGUCGGCGGAGGCGCCGGUGACGCGUCUGCUAGCGGAAUCGCCGGAAGCAACGCCGGAUCCCUCGGUGGAAUCAACCUCGGAGCCGCGAACAUCGGAGGCGGAGCAGUGGGUCUUGGAUCUGGAGCUAUCGGCGGAGCUGGACUCGGUCUUGGAUCCGCCCGCGGAGCUGGACUCGGUCUUGGAUCCGUCCGCGGAGCUGGACUCGGUCUUGGAUCCGCCCGCGGAGCUGGACUCGGUCUUGGAUCCGUCCGCGGAGCUCGAAUCGGUCUUGGAUCCGUCCACGGAGCUGGAGUCGGUAUUGGAGCCGUCCACGGAGUUGGAAUCGGUAGCGGCGUUCACGCCACGGGAGUCCACGCUGUCGGCACCUCAUACGAUCAGCAGCCCGCUUACGAUGCCGGUAGAGUCGGCAUCAACUACGACUCUCCCCGUUACGGUUACAACGCCGGAGAGGGAUACGGUAGCAGCAGCGGCUACAACGCCAAGGACUGGGCUGCCGACGUCACGUUAGUGGGCCGGAGCGCGUCGGUUCUCGUAUAUAAGGAGCCGCGGAGAGCGCAGAAGGCAUGCCCACUUGCAGAUCACCUGGUCGACUGGACUGAGGAAGCAAGCAUCUUGGUGUCCAACAUGAAGCUCUUGAUCGUCUUAUCUUGCGUCGCGUUCGUCGCGUGCGAAAACUAUGCCGGCAGCAACGGCGCCGCAACCCACCUCGGCUACGGAGCCAGCAACCUAGGCUACGGUGGCAACCUCGGAUACGGCGGUGGAUCCGGAGGCGGAUACGGAGGCGGAUACGGCGGAUACGGUGGCGGCUACGGAGCCGUCGGAGGCAGCUACGGAGGCGGCUACGGAGGCGGUCUCGGACGCGGUCUCGGACGCGGUCUCGGACGCGGUCUCGGACGCGGUCUCGGAUACGGACGUAGCCUCGGAUACGGAGGCGGCUACGGAGGCGGCUACGGAGGCGGUCUCGUCGGCGGCCUCGGCGGAAGACGCGGAGGCGCUCUCGUCGGCGGCCUCGGCAGAAUUAAC